This is a messenger RNA of Suillus subalutaceus, 1995 nucleotides long. RefSeq lists its product as uncharacterized. The coding region runs from base 129 to 1712 and encodes 527 amino acids. The transcript has 10 exons. Lineage: Eukaryota; Fungi; Basidiomycota; Agaricomycetes; Boletales; Suillaceae. The record is from RefSeq and is a predicted model, not a curated record.
AGAACUCUGAGGGUGAAAAGAUUGGAUGAGAAAAGUGGAAAGGACUUGAGCUGAGAGGUUCCUUUUUAGGAAAGGGCCCACCUCAUCUCCUCGUACCCACCUUCGUGCACGCGCUCAUCAUAUCAGAAAUGUCUGAAGACGUAGUAAUGCAAGAUACUGACAUUGACCAACAACCACCUUCAAAGAAAUUAAAAUCUUCCUCAAAUUCUUCAUCAAAACCUGCUUCUACAAUAAAACCAAAAUCAAAAGCACAACGUCCUCGUUCUCCUUCUCCAACUCCGCCCCCUCCUCCGCCACCCCCUCUACAAACUAUCAGACUACAAAUAAAUCUAGGAGGUCCAGAUAAUUAUGAAGUCGAUAUUGCUACUUUGGCAAAAACAACAGGUCAACGUCAACCAACUCCACCUCCUCCAAAAGCAGACACAUCAGACUCCGAAGGUGAAGACGACGGCGAACCGAAAAAGAAAAAGAAAAAGCAUGCUACUUCAGAGUACUACGACGUCAACGACCCAUUCAUUGACGACUCCGAGUUGAACAUCGAUAAUCGCACUCAUUUUGCUCAGACAAAGCAACAGGGCUUUUACGUCUCUAGUGGAGAAGUUGCUCUUAUGAAAGAUAGCAGGACGCCCAAGAAACCUAAAUCGAAAAAGGUUCUUGCUGACGGUGGUGCGACUGCUGGACCUAGCAAGACUGUUGCUAAGGAAGAAGGGACAAAGGAACAUCCUAUCAGUUUAUUAGGUGAAGACAAAUCCAAUAAGAAACGCAAGAACUAUACAGUCAUAGAGGAUAACGGGAAGAAGAGGAAAGUCGUCGAUCUCCGCGACUUUCAUCCUGAACUUCAAUUAGCCAUCGAAGACUUGAAGACUGCCAUCUCCAAAGAAUCAUGGGACGUCAAGGGCAAGUUCCCACCCUCUAUCAAACCCAUACUCGCAGACGUCGCGUUGAAAGCUGUCAACCUCGGCGAAUACGAUGAAGACUUUUUCAAUCUUAUGCCGGUGCUGUUUCCUUAUAACCGCUUUACUAUGACUAAACUCAUCAAACGCACUAUAUUCGCAGACCACCUCAAGAUCCUGACAGAUAGACAGGACGAGCUGCUUCAGCAGCUUGCAGGGCUUACGAAAGACGGGUUUUCGAAAGCGCAGGAGGAGUGGGAGAAGAGUGUUGUUGCUUGGGAACGCCGCAAGGAAAAGGCCAAGAACGAAACCGAAGCAGGCGCAGCAUCAGCCUCGACGCCCAGUGCAAGCGCAGACGCCGCACACCAUGACGACGGCACAGGGAGCGGUGUCGAUGGUGACAACGUCCGUGCCGAUGGAGACAGAACCCUUGCCGACGGCACCGGUACAGACGGUGGAGCCGGUGCAGGCACAGACGGCGGAGGACCAGGCGCAGACGAUAAUGCCCCAGGAACAAACAAAGUAGACGGAACGCGAGACGCACAUCCCCCUGCGCAGAAAUACCGAUUGACGGAGGCGAUGAAGGUGAUUGUGUGGCAGCUUGUGAUGCUUAGUAAUGAAUGUUGUAGGCUUGAGAAUGAGAAGAAUGAAUUAGAUGGGAGUAAUGCGCUUGUUAGCGAACAGGGGUCGAGAAAGAUUUUGUAUCAGAAGAUCGUAGCGGCGUUCCCCAGUGGAUGGUUGAAUUCCGGUCAGUUAUCACGAGAAGUGAGCUCCCUAAAGAAGAAAUACGAGAAAGAGACAAUGGAGCAAGAGAGCUGAGCUGAAGACGGAUUCUCUCGUUUAUUUUAUUCGGUCAUAUCAUCUUUCAGUUAUGAAGGGCGUACGUCUGUUUUGUCUGUGGUUGGUAUAUAUUAUUAUUCGUCUCGCUGAUUUUCGUCCCUGCUUAUUUUGAUCUCUCCCCCCUACUUUGCUUCGAUCCUUACUUGACAUUUGCUCCUGGUUUGGUUGGCUUGUCCCCCUCGAAGUACUUAGCUUAAGCUCUUACUAUUUACAACAUUAUCCUCAUUUAUUGUUUUUGCGCUUUGUGCCUGCCGUGGAGGUU